GCUGGCUGGCAUUGCAACACAUGUAGCAGCGAGUUAGAAGGGAGAAGCCGGGUUUUACGUCACAUCUGGGAGCCUGGGCGACUUCAUUUAGAUCUUUUCUGGGCAGAAUCGCUGCGCUGCGGACAGGAGCAGCGAGGGUGGAGAGAAGAUGGCGGAUGAUCCGAGUGCCGCAGAUAGGAACGUGGAGAUAUGGAAGAUCAAGAAACUAAUUAAAAGCUUGGAAGCCGCUAGAGGCAAUGGUACCAGUAUGAUAUCUUUAAUCAUUCCACCCAAAGACCAGAUUUCUCGAGUGGCAAAAAUGCUGGCUGAUGAAUUUGGUACCGCAUCUAACAUUAAAUCACGAGUAAACAGACUUUCGGUCUUGGGAGCAAUUACAUCUGUGCAGCAGAGACUUAAACUCUAUAACAAAGUUCCCCCUAAUGGUCUGGUUGUUUACUGUGGAACAAUUGUAACAGAGGAAGGAAAGGAAAAGAAAGUCAACAUUGAUUUUGAACCUUUCAAACCAAUCAAUACCUCUCUCUAUUUAUGUGAUAACAAAUUUCAUACAGAGGCACUCACAGCUCUUCUUUCAGAUGACAGCAAGUUUGGAUUUAUUGUUAUUGAUGGGAGUGGAGCGCUUUUUGGCACCCUUCAAGGAAACACGCGAGAAGUUUUGCACAAAUUCACUGUGGAUCUGCCAAAGAAGCAUGGUAGAGGAGGACAAUCUGCCUUGCGUUUUGCCCGACUGAGAAUGGAAAAACGACACAACUAUGUCCGUAAAGUUGCUGAGACAGCGGUACAGCUGUUCAUCUCCGGCGAUAAAGUGAAUGUAGCAGGUCUUGUUUUGGCUGGAUCCGCAGACUUUAAAACUGAGCUCAGCCAGUCUGAUAUGUUCGAUCAGCGAUUGCAGUCCAAAGUAUUGAAGCUCGUAGAUAUAUCUUAUGGUGGAGAAAAUGGUUUUAAUCAAGCGAUUGAAUUAUCGACAGAGGUCCUUUCAAAUGUGAAAUUUAUCCAGGAGAAGAAAUUAAUAGGACGAUAUUUCGAUGAAAUCAGCCAGGAUACUGGAAAAUACUGUUUUGGUGUUGAAGACACACUGAAAGCUUUGGAAAUGGGUGCGGUGGAAAUUCUAAUAGUAUACGAGAACUUGGAUAUCAUGAGAUACGUCUUAAGGUGCAAUGGGUCAGAAGAAGAGAAGACUCUUUACCUAACUCCUGAGCAAGAAAAGGACAAGUCUCACUUCAUUGACAAAGAAACUGGACAAGAGCAUGAGUUAAUAGAGAGUAUGCCUUUACUAGAGUGGUUUGCUAAUAACUACAAGAAAUUUGGAGCAACACUGGAGAUUGUUACAGAUAAGUCACAAGAAGGCUCUCAGUUUGUGAAAGGGUUUGGUGGAAUUGGAGGAAUCUUACGAUACAGAGUAGACUUCCAGGGAAUGGAGUACCAAGGAGGCGAUGAUGAAUUUUUCGACCUGGAUGACUACUAGGUAGUUGAAGUGGGUCUGGCAAAGACGUGCCUAGUUCUCCAGCAUCCAGCCCAAGAAACUUGUUUCAUAGUGGAAGCCAAACAAAUCAGAUCCCUGCCUUAGAAUUGGAACAUUUCUAGUUGUUGGAUUAAAAAAAAGAAAAAGAAAACUUUGCUCUGUCAUAUUGUCCAGUGCAAACGCAAAGUUCCCCGAAUAACACUUUGCUCUACUCUCACCAGAUCCGUUUUUACUUUUAUUUCGAAAAUUAUUUGUUCCUGUAUUUUAAGAUUUUUUUUUUUUUAACUUUAUACUAUGGGAAAAACCGUACACGACGCAGACAUACAUGUAACUGAAACACCACAAUGUCUCGGUUUCCUUUUAUUCAUAUUACUAGAGGGAACAGAUUUACUAAAUGACCCUGAUAAACUGCAUUCUGUUUUGCACAAGAAAUGUCAUGUGAAGAAUGAAAACUUGAGAGGUUAUUAAAAAAAAUAUAUAUGCAGACCUUAAAGCCGACAAUCUUUGUAUCACAUUCAUCCUGCAGUUCAUUACUCUGUCAAAACAUUAAAGUGUAUCCUAUACUUGUUUCA
Xenopus tropicalis (tropical clawed frog) is the source of this 2031-nucleotide messenger RNA. It is a transcript of the gene etf1, whose product is annotated as eukaryotic translation termination factor 1. Gene Ontology annotation, molecular function: translation release factor activity. Gene Ontology annotation, biological process: translational termination. The record is from RefSeq and is marked provisional. The coding region runs from base 149 to 1462 and encodes 437 amino acids. Gene Ontology annotation, cellular component: cytosol; cytoplasm. The transcript has 11 exons. NCBI's taxonomy places the organism in Eukaryota, Metazoa, Chordata, Amphibia, Anura, Pipidae.